GUUUCCUAAAACUGAAAAGAAACAAAUUUGGGCGCUACCACAGUGGCCUAUUUUUGUCUAACCACUUCACUAUGGAGUAGUCAUCAUUCCCCAUAAACCCUUGUUCUAAAAAUCUCUCCCCAAAUUUCUUCAAAGCUACGAAAAUUCAUCAAAUACCUUGAAUCAAUUCACCAAAUCAAACUCCAAAGACAUCAAAAUCGACUGUUUCAUCGUCAUAUUCAUCAUCAGAGUUGAGACUGGAGUGUAAACGAGUUCUUUCUUUGUUUCGUCAGUGUGAAAUGAUGGAAACUUUGAAGCGUCCGUCACCGGCGAUGGUGGAAUCGGUUUACGGUGUAACCUCCGGUCUUGAUAAGUAUAAACGGAAGAGAGUCUCUUCGAUAAGAGAUUUCCCAAUAGAUUGCUUUAGAGGUGCUGCAAGAUUGGAGCCACUGGUUUCAAAGUCUUUGGAUCAGCAGUUUGAGUUGAUUAGUGCAGUAAAAGCUGUGGAAAUCGAAGAUGUUGCUGAAUUGUCGAAAUCGCCGAACCAGAUGGAAUUUCAAGAACCUAUAAUGGGUUCAGAUGGGUUACAACCUCAGCUGGUAAUGGAUUUUGUUGCCAAAGAUGCAUCUGUGCGUUUGAAAGCUGCAGAUGGAGAUGAAACAUCUUGUUUAAAUAUGGGAAGUAGUCUUAAAGAUUUUCCUGCUAGAAGAAGAGUUCCAGCUAUACGAGAUUAUCCGAUUGGUUUGAGAAAUGUUCCAGGAAUUAGUGAUGAGUCUUUGAAGGAAACAAGUGCGGAUAGUGAUCGAGUAAAAUCAGAUCCAGAUGUAAUGGAAACAAAGGCUGAAUGGUCUGUAGAGGAGAAUCAUUCCAAGUCACCAGACACAAGUAAUACAAACACAAGUCAUACAUCGUUGAGUAAAAAGUUUGACGAAGAGAUUGCCGAUUCUGAUAAAAAAUGGGAUACACAAUCUCUUACUAUAAGUAGGAGUAAAAGUUUAAAGAGAAAGAAUUUUGAAGAUUCAGUUUGUGCCAAAAAUCAAGGAGGAGGGUCUAUCAUUCUAGGUACUUCUGGUGAGAGGAUGGUUAUACAAGCUCUAAUGGCUGCAAAAUACUGCCCUUGGAGGGAAGCAAAAGUGAAUGUCAAAUCAACCACGACGCAAGGUACAACCAGACAUCCUGUGAAGAAUCAGGGAAGUGUGCCAUACAGAAGGGAUGGCGAGAAAGAUGCACGAGGACAUGAUGAUAUGAUUGAAAAUAUUUCGUCAGUUCCAAGGCCACCAUGUUCGACUUCGAGUGUGAUUCCGUCUAGACGUCCGAUCUCUAACAAUGGCAACGUUGUAACUCGCAGCAAGGUCAGAGAGACUCUUCGUUUAUUUCAAACAAUGUUCAGGAAGUUGUUACAAGGAGAGGAAUCACAGUCGAAAGUGCGUGGAGCUCUGCCCAAGAGGAUUGAUUUGCUAACCUUCACAGAGAUGAAGACACAGGGGAAGUGCGUGAACACCGCUACUAAGAUAUUGGGACAUGUACCAGGGGUUGAGGUUGGAGACGAGUUCCAUUAUAGGGUGGAGCUUUGUAUCAUUGGUCUUCAUGGACAAAUGCAGGGUGGUAUUGAUUAUGUUAACAAAGAUGGUAGAAAUGUGGCAACAAGUGUUGUGUCUUCUGGAGGUUAUGAUGACAUUGAUAAUUUUGAUGUGUUGCUAUAUUCUGGUCAUGGAGGAAACCCAGUUCGGGGGAAUAAGUUAGCUGAAGAUCAAAAGCUUGAACGGGGAAACCUUGCUCUAAAGAAUAGUAUAAAUGCGAAGACUCCCGUUAGGGUUAUUCGUGGAUUUAAAGAGAUGAAAGGGCCCGAUUCUCUUAACACAAGGGGUAAGAAUAUGGGAAUAACGUACACUUACGACGGGUUAUACUUGGUUAAUGGUUAUUGGCAAGAAAAGGGACGCUAUGGUAAUAAUGUCUAUAUGUUUGAACUGAGAAGAAUGCCGGGACAACCCGAGCUUGCUCUAAGAGAAGUACAAAAAUUGAAACUUUCGAAAGUACGCGAAGGUCUUUGUGUAGAUGAUAUAUCACAAGGGGUGGAAAAGAUGCGAAUUUGUGCUGUGAACACAUUAGACAGUGAAAAACCACCUCAUUUUAAGUAUAUUGCUAAAAUGAAGUAUACAGCACGCCACAAUCUUAUUCCCCUCAGGAGGGGCUGUGAAUGCACGGAUGGAUGCUCUAAUUCGAACAAAUGUCUUUGUACGGUCAAGAAUGGAGGAGGAAUUCCAUACAAUCACAAUGGUGCUAUUGUGGAAACAAAGACCCUUGUCUAUGAAUGUGGCCCUCUUUGCAAGUGUCCUCCAUCGUGUCAUAAUAGAGUUAGCCAACACGGCAUCAAGUUUCAGUUGGAGAUCUUCAAAACUAAGUCAAAGGGAUGGGGAGUCAGAUCCUUGAACUCAAUACUCUCUGGAAGUUUCGUUUGUGAGUACACGGGGGAGCUCCUCGCGGAAAAGGAAGCUGAUCAAAGGACGGGAAAUGACGAAUAUCUUUUUGAUCUUGGGAGGAGUAAAAACCAAAGUAAGGGGGGUGGAUUUUCAAAUCUGAUCCCUCCCGACUUGCAAUCAACUAGUAUCUCUUGCGAAAAUGUGGAAGAUGAGGGGUUCACCAUUGAUGCUCUUCGGUAUGGAAAUGUUGGUAGAUUUAUCAACCAUAGUUGUUCACCUAACCUUAUUGCCCAAAAUGUCCUUUAUGACCAUAUUGACAAGAGGAUGCCACACAUAAUGCUAUUUGCUGGUGACAACAUUUCUCCAUUACAAGAGUUGACAUAUGACUACAACUAUGUGGUUGACUCAGUUCAUGAUUCUGCGGGAAAUAUAAAGAUUAAGGAAUGCCACUGUGGUUCUAUUGAGUGCACCGGACGGAUGUAUUAAGGCGUGCACAUGACGGUGGAGUCCGCAUGAAAAGGAGCAAAAGAUGUAUUGACCUAUUGCAACAAUGUAUUGUCGAGGGAGGCAAACCAUUCACAGCAGAAGAAAUAUGUGCUGCAGUUGUACAGAAAUAUGCACGUUAGCAUCAUUGGCUUAGGCGUCUUAAACCAUGUUGACUACUACUACUACUACAUUCAAUUGCAAUUAACAGAUGAUGUAUGAAUCUCACAAGUUUUGCAGUCUCUGAGUUCAUAUCAUUACUAGUACUACCAGUAUUUUUAUGAACAAAUCUCUACUGUCUACAGCUUGUUAAUAGAAAGUAACUUUACUAUUGUUAACUGGUUGGUUUUUACAAAGGCAUUUCAUUUCAGCUGUUCACUUAUUGUUUGUGAUGCAUCUUUGUUUGACCACAAUUUCUAUAUGAAAGAGUGUAUGUGGAUGUUUUUUCUCACAAUUUCUAUAUGAAUCAACAGCUUUUGACUUGUCAAA
Messenger RNA from Papaver somniferum (opium poppy), 3371 nucleotides. RefSeq names its product histone-lysine N-methyltransferase, H3 lysine-9 specific SUVH6-like. NCBI's taxonomy places the organism in Eukaryota, Viridiplantae, Streptophyta, Magnoliopsida, Ranunculales, Papaveraceae. The transcript has 4 exons. Gene Ontology annotation, cellular component: nucleus. The coding region runs from base 279 to 2885 and encodes 868 amino acids. The record is from RefSeq and is a predicted model, not a curated record. Gene Ontology annotation, molecular function: zinc ion binding; histone methyltransferase activity; protein binding.